AUGGCAGCAGGUCCGUUUUCUGGCUCACUGCAUCAGGAAUUCCUGGUGAAAACACAGCAGGAGAAACCUGCUACUCACACACCCGAAGAGCGAGCCCAGUUUGAGUUGGAGCGGGAAGCGGUUCAAAAUCAAAAUCUCUGGCGGAAGUUGACGGCGACGUCCGCCGGAAGUGACGUAGCAUUAGCUUGCAGUGCGCUGCGACGGUGUUUUAGCUCCACUGCAGGUAAAUAUCUGAGUCUAAGGAGGAGGGCAAACAUGUCUUCGUUCCGGCCCUGGAGAGACUUUAUCCGGCAGCGGCUGACUGCCGCCGGCGAGGAGACGUUCGCGGCCUUCGAAGAUAAGAUCGUUCAGUUUGAGGAGCAGAUCUCCCAUCAGCGCAGGAAGCUGGACGCCGUCCUGAUUCCCGAUGUGAGGGUACCCAGAAUAGAUAUCCCACAACAACAUGACUUUAAAGAGGAAGAGGCUCUGCCUGAUCAGCAGCAUCUGGAUCCAAAGCUGAUGAGCAUCAAAGAGGAACCGGAGGACCCGUGCACCAGUCAGGAGGGCGAGCCGCUCUCCCGGAGCAACAAGGUGUUCACCCGUAUGAAGGCAACUACUUCCGGAGAAAGCCAGAUGGAUAACGAGCCGGACGCGCAGAAAAGCGGCCGGACUAAGUUGUGCGCGCGUGGGAACGCGGUCGGGCUGAACUUGAGCGGCUCGAGGCGUCGCUCCGGCUCGCGGGCGCGUCGUGCACGCUUCGUGCACGCAGCAGGAUGCCAAUCUGGGAACUUUUCCACAGCUGGCGACGCGCAACGCGAGUCUGAGCCCCCCGGUUUGGAACAUUAUCUGGAGGAAUAUAGCCAGAAGAAGGCGGAUUUUCAUUGA
Molecule: messenger RNA, 864 nt
Organism: Menidia menidia (Atlantic silverside)
Lineage: Eukaryota; Metazoa; Chordata; Actinopteri; Atheriniformes; Atherinopsidae
Source: the annotation of a GenBank genome assembly